GAAGCGCAACAUCUUUUGUCAAUAGAAGAUCUCUGUUACGGUCAAUCCCAUUGACAAGUGAUGUAUAUUUGAUGUCGCUUAUCUUAUUUUUCUUGUCUUCUUUGGGGGAUUCGAGGUUGCUCGUUGUGUUGACAAAACAGUCUGCUAAUUGCGGACUUUGUCCUAAACUUGUGACGUGUCUUUUUUAAAACACUGGGAAGAAAAAGAAAAGUUGGACAACAAUGCGCCGUGUAUGUUAGCUUGUCGGGCGUCAACGAUGGAAAACGGCGAGAACGACAAACUAAUUGCCUUCUCGCCGUCGCCGGCUUCUCCUCCGAAUGACGAGUUGAAGAAGCUGCUCCAUUUCAAAGUUUACAAGAGGAGAUGGUUCGUACUCCUGGUGCUGUGCUUGCUCAACUGCUCCAAUGCCACGCUAUGGCUGACCUUUGCACCAGUGGCGGACCAGUCUGCCCAGUACCUACAGGUUACCUUGUCAGACAUCAACUGGUUGUCAGUGGUCUACAUGGUGGUGUCUAUUCCGCUCAGCAUUGCCACCACCUGGAUGCUGGACACGGUCGGGUUGCGCGCCACGCUCAUCCUGGGCUCGUGGUUGAACAUGCUUGGCGGCGUCAUCCGCAUCAUGGGUGGUCCGCCGGGUGAUGAAUUCAGCAUCAACUACACGGUAGUGAUGCUGGGCCAGACGCUGGCGGCAAUGGCACAGCCGCUCAUCAUCUUCACGCCCACAAAGAUGGCGGCGCUCUGGUUCCCAGAACACCAGCGGGCCACGGCCAACACCAUGUCCUCCAUGGCCAACCCGUUGGGCAUUUUGGUGGCUAACUUGGUAUCGCCUGCUGUAGCGCACAAUUCAGAUCGAAUCCCCACACUAAUGUUGGCCUACGCGAUUCCUGCCUGCCUUGCCUGUUUCCUGGCGACAGUGGGCAUACGCAGCAACGCCCCACCUACGCUGCCGUCGGCCAGUGCUGAAUUUUCCACUUCCGAACCUUUUGUGCAAGGCGUCAAACUGCUGCUGAAGAACCGAGCGUAUCUGGUGCUGCUGCUGUGCUUCGGUUCGGGCGUGGGCGUGUUCACAUGCUUCUCCACACUGCUGGACCAGAUCCUCUGCGUGCAGGGCUACACUAACGACUUUGCGGGCCUGUGCGGUGCCCUCUUUAUUGUGUUUGGCAUCGUUGGCGCCGCCUUACUGGGACUGUACGUGGACAAAACCAAAAGGUUCACGGAGGCCAUCAAGAUCAACAUGGCCCUCUCUUCCUUGGCGGGCAUUGCCUUCUCUGUGGUGUGUCUGAUGCAGCAGCAGAGCAUCGCCGUCGCGACGGUGUGCUCGCUCUUUGGCUUCUUUGGGUUCUCCAUUUUCCCAGUGGUCAUGGAGCUGUCAGUGGAAUGUUCCUACCCGGUGGGAGAGGCCACUUCGGCAGGACUCGUCUUCAUAUCAGGGCAAAUCCUGUCCAUCAUCUACAUCGUCCUCCUCCAGUCUUUGGCCACGCCUGUCGCCGAGUCACUUCGCUCGACAUGUGGGCUCGCCCCUCAGAGCUGGAAAGUGUCCAUGUUCGUGCUAGCAGCACUGACCACCCUCUUCACCUGCGUUUUCAUCAUCGUCUUCCAUACACGCUACAAGCGCCUGGAGGCCGAGGAGGAUGCCACCUACGGGCACGCCCGAGACAAUCGAUCUGCUGCUCCCACCCCAGCCAGCAUUAACACAUAACGAUCCACAACGAUACAACUUCUGAAUUAUGUGAAUGAUAUUUUUAAAUGAUGGAAAGCGGAUCCUGAUUGAAAUUGUGUGUUGUUGGUGUGUUUAUAAUAUUGACAAUAUUGUAAUUUAUUUUUUAUUGAUUCCUUAUCUAGGUUUGUAUUUGUGUUUUAAUUUGAUCAUGUCAUUAGUUAAACUAAAAAAAUUUCAUUUUUAUGUUUUGUGAGUAAAAGGUAAUUAUCACAAAAACUAAUUCCUAUGGUGUUAACCGUUAACUACAAAA
This is a messenger RNA of Syngnathus acus (greater pipefish), 1970 nucleotides long. RefSeq names its product solute carrier family 49 member 3 (gene slc49a3). Lineage: Eukaryota; Metazoa; Chordata; Actinopteri; Syngnathiformes; Syngnathidae. Gene Ontology annotation, biological process: transmembrane transport. Gene Ontology annotation, cellular component: membrane. The record is from RefSeq and is a predicted model, not a curated record. The transcript is spliced from 11 exons. Gene Ontology annotation, molecular function: transmembrane transporter activity. The coding region runs from base 233 to 1699 and encodes 488 amino acids.